UGUGCGUGAUGGCUUCAAUGGAGUUUCAUCGACUUCCCAUCUUUGUUUUAUUUUCUCAGUUAGUGCUGGCAGCCAUGGCGGUUGGAAGAAGUGAUAUCUUAUUACCUGAUAAGAUAGCGUUGGUGACAACGAAGGCUGAAAGAAGUGAUCUUUCUGUACCUGCAGAAAUAUAUUGGCAUUCCAAAUUACCAAACACUCCAAUUCCACAAGAUCUUUUAAAUCUUAUUCAACAAGCAGAUACUCGACCGUCUUACGGAAGGCCCUAUGAGCAACCUUUUGCAGAAGAUACUACUGAUAGUCAAGCGUGGCCCUACGAGCAACCUUUUGCAGAAGAUACUACUGAUCGGCGACAUAAGUAUGGAAGUCACUACGAGCAACCUUUUGCAGAAGAUACUACUGAUCGGCGACAUAAGUAUGGAAGUCACUACGAGCAACCUUUUGCAGAAGAUACUACUGAUCGGCGACAUAAGUAUGGAAGUCACUACGAGCAACCUUUUGCAGAAGAUACUACUGAUAGUCAAGCGUGGCCCUACGAGCAACCUUUUGCAGAAGAUACUACUGAUCGGCGACAUAAGUAUGGAAGUCACUACGAGCAACCUUUUGCAGAAGAUACUACUGAUAGUCAAGCGUGGCCCUACGAGCAACCUUUUGCAGAAGAUACUACUGAUCGGCGACAUAAGUAUGGAAGUCACUACGAGCAACCUUUUGCAGAAGAUACUACUGAUCGGCGACAUAAGUAUGGAAGUCACUACGAGCAACCUUUUGCAGAAGAUACUACUAAUCGGCGACAUAAGUAUGGAAGUCACUAUGGAAGGCGCUAUGAGCUUAAAUUCAACAAGCAUGCUCUCUCUAACUCAACUGUGUUUUUCUUGCCUAAUGAUCUCCAUGCAGGCAAAAAGAUGAGGGUCCAUAUAACUAAAUCAGCAAACAAAGCUAGAAUUUUGCCUCGACAAGUAGCCGACUCUCUGCCCUUUUCAACUAAUAAGUUAGCAGAAAUUAUGAAGCGCUUUUCGGUAAAUCCUGAAUCACGUCAAGGCAAAAUAUUAAAGCAAACUGUAGAAGACUGUGAGUCACCAGGAAUUAAAGGAGAAGAUAGAUUUUGCCCUACAUCUCUAGAGUCCUUAGUUGAUUUCAGUGUGAAACAUGUUGGAAACAAAGCUCAAGUCCUUAUGAACGAGAUAGAUAAGCCUAAAAGGGAGCAAGAGUAUACUAUCAAAGAAGUAAAAUUUAUAGGAGAAAACCAUGUGGUGUGCCAUAAGCUACAAUACCCAUAUGCUGUGUAUUAUUGCCAUGCACUCAAGGGCACUAAGGUUUACACAGCUCAAGUGGUAGGAGCUGAUGGCACAAAAGCUAAAGCAGUCGCAGUUUGCCACACAGAUACCUCAGCUUGGAAUCCAGGACACUUGGCCUUUUUGGUUCUGAAGAUGAAGCCAGGUGAAGGAACUGUUUGCCACUUCAUUAGAAGUGAUACUUUUGUCAUGGUUUCCAAUUAAUUAUGAGAAAAAAGCUCCACCACCAGUCUUAUGAAAUGAGCCACGCUUAGAGUUUAUGCGUGCUUGUAGUUACUGCUUUAUCCUUGUAUAAUUAAGUUUAUGUUGAAUAAAUGUGGAGCUUUGCUUAUUAUUAUAA
This is a messenger RNA of Manihot esculenta (cassava), 1629 nucleotides long. Its product is annotated as BURP domain-containing protein 9. Bases 9 to 1493 code for a protein of 494 amino acids. The transcript is spliced from 4 exons. NCBI's taxonomy places the organism in Eukaryota, Viridiplantae, Streptophyta, Magnoliopsida, Malpighiales, Euphorbiaceae. The record is from RefSeq and is a predicted model, not a curated record.